GGAGAAACUGGUGAAUGGGAAGAAUCGAAUGGCAUCCUGACUUCGGACAACAGAACCAGCUGGCAAGUGAUAGGUCUACAACCAUACACUGUUUACUCAUUUCGAGUAGUUGCUGUCAAUACAAUUGGAGCUUCUCGACCAAGCAAAGAAUCUUACUACAUGGUAACACUUCGUGAAGUGCCUGAUGGGAAGCCCAACAUUACUUAUGCGCAUAACACCAGCAGUAGUUCUAUACUUCUGCAGUGGGCCGCACCACCUCGACAUACACUACAUGGUGAGUUCCUCGGCUAUCGUAUCACCUACCGUCUGAGAGAAAGAGCUCGAGGAGAAAGAGAAGUAAUAUUAAGAGAUCCCCAGGCUACGGAAUAUAUAAUACGUGGUUUGAAUGCAUUUUCCCAGUAUUUAAUUUCAGUGCAAGUAUUCAAUCCUGCUGGCCGUGGACCAGCUGCCACUGUGGCAAUUAUGACUGAUGAAGGAGCUCCCAGUCGCCCAAGGAAUUUAACUGCCAUUCGUAUCACUAAUAACUCUAUUAAACUGAGAUGGCUUGAUCCUGAACAUGCAAAUGGCAUAAUUCAAGGAUACAGUAUAUAUUACUUAGAUGUGGACCCUAAUCACACUGAAAGCAAAAAAGUAGAUAAUCCUAUGCCGAUGAUGGAAUAUGUACUUAACCACUUAAAGCCAUAUACGCAAUACAAAAUAUGGGUUAAAGCUUAUACUGGAAAAAAUGAAGGACUAGCGAGUAACAGCUUGGAAAUUAUUACAGAUGUCCAAAGUCCCAGUGCUCCUAUUAUCACAAACCUGACCUGUCAGUCAGUUGAUAGUAUAUACAUCCAGUGGGAUCGACCAAAAGUUGUCUACCACAGAAUUGAUUAUUAUUUUAUUUCUUACCGUUCUGAAAAUACACUGGAAUUUGAAGAAAUAUCUAUAUCUUCAUCACAGGAAAGGCAAAGUCAUAUGAUGACAAUAUCCAAUUUAACGUCGAAUAUGAUGUACGAAGUUAAAGUUCGAGGAGCCAGUAGAAGUGUUGUUGAGCAUUCUAAAUUAUACAAAGGUCCUUACUCUGAACUAAAGCAAAUAUUUUUGCAAAGUUUAUCAAAUGCUGCCCUUGAGGAAUCUACAAUUAGCGUUGGAAUUAUUUCUGGAAUCAUAUGCGUGUCUUUUGUUUUGCUUUUGGGAAUAUUAGCCUUUAUAUUGUGGAGGAAAUAUUUUCAAGCUGCUUACUACUAUCUUGACGAUCCACCUCGCAAACGAACAACUUCAGAAACAUCUAAAACCUUUGGAAUCAAUGAUAGCACUUCUGUACAUGUCUCAGUGUGGCCAGAUCAUGUUUGUAGUCUUCAUGCUGAUGGUGACAUAGGUUUUUCUAAGGAAUAUGAGGCUAUUCAACAGUCUACGGAUUUGGAACUUUCUUCUGAAUGUUCUCAGCUGGUUGAAAACAAAAAUAAAAACAGAUAUGUUAAUAUUGUUGCUUACGAUCACAGCCGAGUUGUGUUGAAAACUCUGCCUGGGCAGAAAAAAAUAGCUGAUUACAUAAAUGCCAACUAUAUUGAUGGUUACAAUGAGCCAAAUGCGUAUAUAGGUACUCAAGGACCUUUACCAUCAACAUUUGAUGAUUACUGGAGAAUGAUUUGGGAGCAGAAGGUGUAUAUAAUAAUCAUGAUAACAAAUCUUGUUGAAAGGGGUAGGAGAAAAUGUGAUAUGUACUGGCCAAAAGAAGGAAGUGAAAUUUUUGGAAUAAUUCAAGUGAAACUUAUACAAGAAGUUGAGUUAGCUACAUACACUAUUCGCACAUUUCUUAUUCGAAAUUUGAAAGUUAAGAAAAAAACUUCAUCCGAAAGAACUGUGUAUCAGUAUCAUUACACGAACUGGCCUGAUCAUGGAGUUCCUGAGCAUCCCUUGCCAGUUUUAAGUUUUAUACGAAAAUCAGCUUCGGCUAAUCCUUCAGAUGGAGGACCUAUCAUAGUCCAUUGCAGUGCUGGUGUUGGAAGAACAGGAACAUACAUUGUAAUUGAUGCCAUGCUGAAGCAGACAAAGCACAAACAAAGUCUCAAUGUUCCUGCAUUUUUAAAGCACAUUCGGCAGCAAAGAAAUUUUCUUGUUCAAACUGAGGAGCAAUAUAUUUUCAUUCAUGACACGUUACUGGAAGCAAUUGAAAGUGGAGAAACUGAAACUCCUGUUACAGAAUUUUCUCAGUAUGUCCAAAACUUGCAAGUCAUCGAUCAAGAUCAAGAAAAUCAGAAGGCGGUAUUAAGUCUAUUGGAGAAGCAGUUCAAACUAGUCACGGGUUUCAAGGCAAAAGAUUUUGGUGUUGUCUCUGCCACCAAAGUUUGUAACAGGGGAAAGAAUCGUAAUAUAAAUAUUAUCCCUGUAGAAUCUCACAGAGUGCACAUUACACCUAAACCUGGCAAAGAUGGAUCAGAUUAUAUCAAUGCAAGUUUCUUGCAGGGUUUUCACAAGUUGAAUGAAUUUAUUAUCACACAACAUCCGACCUUUGAUACCAUAUCAGAUUUCUGGCAAAUGGUUUGGGAUCAUAAUUGCCAAACUAUUGUGUUACUAUCCUUUGUAGAUGAAAAGGAAUAUCCAUGCUUUUGGCCUGAAAAAGACAAAGAAAGUGAUUUUGGGACUUUCAAAGUAAAAAUUAGUGAAGAAUGUAGUCAAGACUGUUUUACUACUCGGGACUUUAUACUUCAGUCCAUGCAGGAUGAUUAUGAAGUUAUAUGUCGAAUAAUUGAAUGUUCAGGGUGGCCAGAAUGCUGUUCGCCUCUUAGUUCUGUGUAUGAUCUAGUCCAUUUAGUGCAAGAAUGGCAUUUAGAAUAUCAAAAUGGACCGAUGGUUGUUGUUGAUAGGUUUGGUGGUACAGAAGCUGCCACCUUUUGCUGCCUAAGUACACUUCAAAAACAAUUAGAAUUUGAAAAUUCUGUUGAUGUUUAUAUGUAUGCUAAGUUAUAUCAUCUGCGAAGGCCUGGGAUUUGGCAAACACAAGAUGAUUAUUAUUUUUUGUAUCAGGCAGUGGAAAAGAGUUUAUUAGCAAGGCAUGAUACUACCGUAUCGCAUUUUAAUAGUCCUGUUAGUAAUGGUCAUGCUCUUCCAUUCAAAGAAGAACCAGUUAUCUGAAGUUUUCCUCUCACUAUGUAAAUAAGCAAUCUUUGACUGUGUGUUUUGUGUGCCUCAUACCAAGUGGCAAUCAGGACUGCAAAACCUCACUAUUUUUUAAGUGGAGGUUAGUUUCUAAUGUUAGUAAUAUGUUGUUGUGUGAUAUGAGGUAUUUUCUAAACAAAACUAGGUAGCAAAAAGUGACAAUCUCGUGAAUUUGAUGAAUUUCGUCAGGGUAAAAGACAUUUUAGCAUUAUUUUUCAUUCGUGGAUAAUAUUUGUAUGUCACUAAAUAAACUUCUGAACAGAUUAAAAAAAAUGGAAUUUCGAAAUUUUUAUAUCUGUUUCGUUUUUUUUUUUUUUCUUUUCUUAAAAAUUUCAAGCAAUACUUUAUAUUUUCUUCAUCAAAUUCUGUGAUUGUAUUAUUACAUAUUAGGUAAAAUUUUCAUGAAACUGCAUUAUGUAAUACAUUGUUUAAAUUGAAAACAUAGUUCUUGUAAUAGUCUUUUGAGCCUGUUGCUGUUUAAUUGCAUUUAUUGUUUCAAUACAUUCCUAACAUUGUAUAUAAAGAUAUCUCUUGUAAAGACUAUUGCUAGAAAGCAACAAAGUUUCGGUUGCUUUAAGUUAAAUAUUUUAGAAUUAAAUUAAAAAUUAAGCCUGUUUUUGCAGUUUUUGUAUUUACCAAUGGCUUAAAAGAAUUCGGUGAACAGUUAUCAAACUAAAAUUGCAUUUUAAAGACAUUCUUUGUAUUUGUAAUAUUUUGAGAGAUGAUCUUUUCAAUGCAUUUCUGUUUGUUAUUUAAAUAUUAUUUUUGUAAUACAACUGCAGUUUAUAACUCCAAACUUUUGGAUUAACGAUUGGUUAGCAUCUAACUGCAUUUUAUUAGAAAAAUUUUAAAGCAUCUACAUAUAUUACUUGUAUGUAAGUUAACUUGCUAUAAAUACCUAAGAUUUAUUAUUGAAAACAAAACAGAUUCUUGUUAUUAAGAAAAUAUCUUAUCUUUAUAAAGAAUUAAACUUUUUCUUCAAAUCUUGCAGAAGUUGCAGACACUUUUGUAAACAUUACGUUCAUAAUUGUAAACAUUAAGUUUUUUUUUUUUUUUUUUUUUUUUUUUUUUUUUUUUACACAAAUAACCACCCCUCUAGUGUUCUACGGUUUUCAGAUUUCUUCCAAUGCAUAAAACUUAUUUCUUUCAAAAAUUACUGAUUACUUAACAAAAUCAAUGUUAUCAAUUUUUUUUCAAGAAAAUGUUAUCGGUUAAUUCGUAAAUUUAAUUUAAAUUUUCAUAUUACUUCCUUCUAAAGUUUUAAAUUAAUAAUAAUGAGAAUAAUGAUCUCCCAUAAUCUGAAUAAUGAGAAUAUUUGAUCUGCCAUGUGAUGAAAUAAAAUUUCUUUGUAGUACAUUUUAGUACAUUUAAUAAUAUAGAAAACGUUUUGAUUUUUUGCCAGAAUUUUAAUGAAAAUAUUGAGCAUUUAUAAAUUUUCUAUACAUACCAAUCUGCCAACUUUUAUAUAUAUCAUGCAUAAAAAGAAUAAAUAAUUUUUGCUUUAUUUUAUGGAUUUACUAAUGAGUCUAAUUUUCUAAACGUUUCAAAAUUAUUUUUUAUUUGAAUUAGGAUUUAUUAAAUGGAAAAAUAGAAAGAAAUAGAAUGAGGUAGCUUUGCACUGCCUAAAGUUCCUUGCUUUGAUAUUCACUGACCAUUUUACGCCUUCACAGGUUGUCUUUUAUGUUGCUUAUUUGGUAGAGCAAAGCUAAUUGCAUGGAUGUCCAGUUUUAUAUUGAAGAAUGAAAAGGAGUUUUGAUCGUUGUGGACUGAAUGAUGAUGCAAAAAAAUGGUUUGAGUAAGCGAGUGAAAUAUGUAUGAAAAAAAGCACUAAAAGUUUUGUUAAUGUUAGUUUCAAAAUUUAAAAUAAAUUAUAAAAAUUAUAAAAAAGCAAAAAAGUUGAAUGAUACAAAACUUGUUAUAUUAUUAUACGUUUAGUAGUGAUAAAAAUUAAUUAUGUCUGUUUCAUAAAAUUCGAAAUUCCAUGAAAUUCAGCUCAACAACAAUGUCGUAAAAUAAUUUUAAAAUGAGCAAAUUUUUAGAAUUUUCGAUACACAGUUCCGCGCGCUGGAGAUAAAAAGGUCCCAUCCCCCGUAGAGUGUUGCCAUUGCUUGCUUUUAAA
This is a messenger RNA of Stegodyphus dumicola, 5257 nucleotides long. RefSeq names its product putative receptor-type tyrosine-protein phosphatase mosPTP-1. Lineage: Eukaryota; Metazoa; Arthropoda; Arachnida; Araneae; Eresidae. Gene Ontology annotation, biological process: protein dephosphorylation. Gene Ontology annotation, molecular function: protein binding; protein tyrosine phosphatase activity. The record is from RefSeq and is a predicted model, not a curated record.